Molecule: messenger RNA, 1400 nt
Organism: Paramormyrops kingsleyae
Lineage: Eukaryota; Metazoa; Chordata; Actinopteri; Osteoglossiformes; Mormyridae
Gene: pdap1b
Product: pdgfa associated protein 1b
Source: RefSeq, a predicted model, not a curated record
CUUUAGAUGUCAACAUUGUACAUUAUAGCAUCGAAGAAACACUGGUGUGCUGAAGGAGUAUUUCGACUUUGUAUUCUGUAGUUAUAGUAAAACCAAUUAAAAUGCCUAAAGGAGGUAGAAAAGGGGGACAUAAAGGGCGAAUGAGGACAUACACGAGUCCCGAAGAGAUUGAUGCGCAAAUGAAAGCAGAGAAAGAACGUAAGAAGGAUGAAGAGGAAGGAGCAGCAGUAAAUGAUGAGCCAGUGGAGGAGAAGCCAACAGAGUCUGCCUCUGAUGACAGUGACGAUGAAGAUACACAGAAAAGGAAAGGUGUGGAAGGGUUGAUAGACAUUGAAAAUCCAAAUCGAGUUGUACAGAAAUCAAAGAAAGUAGCAGAUAUUGUGCUGGAAGGACCCAAAGAGCUUUCCAGAAGAGAAAGGGAAGAAAUAGAAAAGCAGAAGGCUAAGGAGAGGUAUAUGAAGAUGCAUUUAGCGGGCAAAACGGAACAGGCCAAAGCAGACCUGGCACGUCUGGCCAUCAUACGAAAACAACGGGAGGAAGCAGCCCGGAAGAAAGAGGAGGAGAGGAAAGCGAAGGAGUCGGUUGCGGCGGCGGCGGCGGCGGCAAAAGGACUUCACACCAUGUCUUUGAAAUGAUUACAGAGGACAGUUACAACUGAGGGACACCUGCUGCUAUUGUGGACGGAGGAAAAAAGAAAUGAGGCAGAAUAUAAAUCUGUUUAUUUUUUUGAAAGAUGCCCAUCUAUGAAGAGGAGGAUUUGAUGUGUCUUACAUUUUAUGACCAUUUCAGCAUUGUGUAUGAGGGAAAUGUUGAGUGGAUGCCAUUGAUUUAUUUAUUUUUUUUAUGUUCCACAAGAGUCAUUGUCUAUGCUGGACUGUUUUUAUGGAGUAUGCUUAGUCACUGUUGCCAAAGCAUCCCAUCAGUCAACCUUAAGAUACACAUGCAUCCUGCUAUGUUGCUGUUGGGUAUUUAGUGGAUUUUUAUAUGCCCUAUGCCUCCUAUUAAAAUUAUUGUUCCAAAAGUCUAAAUUAUCGGAUAAUUUUAAACCCAUUACAGCCAGUUUAUGAUGUAAUAAUUUAUGAUAUCUUGUCCAUACGUCUGUAUAUUUUCCUUCCUCUAGGGGGAAGCCUGUACUUGCCACACAAACCUGUAACCCUCUGGCUAACACUACUUAAAAAUGGUUAUUUGAUGAUGAAUAAAAGAGAAAAUGAGUGAUGACGGCUGAAUGAAAUAAGAAAUAGUGUAUAUAUAGGUGUUCGCCUGCUGUUUCCCUCCCUACAUUGCUAUAUUCCUGUCACACCAGAGCAGUUUGCCAAAACCAAACUGGAGACAAAGGUGUUUUUGCAUAUGUUGAUCUAGAUGUACUCACCUAAUAAAGUCUCAUAGUCGAAAACCUGAAA